Molecule: messenger RNA, 2822 nt
Organism: Grus americana (Whooping crane)
Lineage: Eukaryota; Metazoa; Chordata; Aves; Gruiformes; Gruidae
Gene: FBXO15
Product: F-box protein 15
Exons: 10
Coding region: 246-1589 (447 amino acids)
Molecular function (GO): protein binding
Source: RefSeq, a predicted model, not a curated record
CGGGGCGCGGGCGGGCCCUGCGGCAGUACAGCCGCAACGCGGCGCCGGCAGCCGACGUGGUGGCUUCCCCCGGUGUCGCCGAGGUCGGUGCGCCGUGGCCUUUUACCCCUGCUGCUGUCGCCGCAGCCCCUCGGCCCGUCCGGGCCGCCGGGCCCAGAAAUAGGUCAAGAAACUUUGCUGCCAGGCCUGGGGAAUGUUCUGAAACUGUAAAUGCUGCAAUUAAAAGUCUCUAUUUGACGCCUUCCAUGAAACGAAAAUCUAGUUUGUGCAUUGAGAACAUGCCAUCAGAAAUGGUGAUGAAGAUAUUUACCUAUUUGGAUGCUGUGUCCCUCUUGUGUGUUGGUUGUGUGAAUAAGCGCUUCUAUCAUCUGGCCAAUGACAAUAGAAUCUGGCUGAAAAUCUAUUCCAGUUGUUUUCAACCAAAGAGGACAAUUUGGACGAUGAAGUCUGAUCAAGCAGAAACUGUUUCCUUGGACUGUGCUGCUCUACAUGAUAGAAAGCCUGGGUACUGGAAGAAAGAAUACAUCUUCAAACAAAUAGCUGCUGUCAAAACUAGAGUAAUGCGACUUGUUAAACCUGUAGAUCCUUAUACAGGUCUUCCAUGUAAAAACAAAGAAGCUAUGAAAGCCUCUGGCUUGAGUUGGAUAAUUGUUCUAAAGGACAAAAAUGGAAAGGAACAUGUAAUGGAGAAGGCAAACCUAUUGUUUAAGGAUACAUCUGUUACUAUACUUUGGUAUAGUACAAGUUGGCCGUGCUUAGACAUCCUGUCAACCCUAAAACUAUUCGGAGUUACACCAUUGCUUCCUGAGCAAAGCAGAGCUCCCAGCAAGAAUGGACCUCGUCGACGUUCCUUAAUUGCUGAAUACCAUCUUGCUAACCUGACUGAAAGUAGUGUAGCAGUUGGUGCUGAUAAGCUUGUUCAACUCUUCAGCCUGAAUCCAGGACUCUUAGUAGGACUUUGGAAGGAGAAAAAUGAAAUUGCUUUUGUUAUGGUGAGUCUUCAUUAUCAUCAACUUCUUGAGAGAAGCACUUUGGGUUCUGCUACUCUUCAAUAUGCCCUUCCACCUAAUAAACCUGUACUGGAUGAUGUUGACCCAGAAUAUGGACUGCAUGACUACAAUCUGCAUCUUGAUAUGCACGGUGGAAGCUGCACCUACCUGUGUGGAACAUUCAAGAACCUCUUCUGCAGAAAAGGUGACAUUGAAAAUGGAUUUUUGAGGCUCACAGUUGUAAGCUUAAAGGAUAAUACAAAGCACUUGCCUCUUAUUGGGACAGUUGGCUUAUCCUGGGAAACAGAUGUGUUUAAAGGCAAUGUAAAGGACUGCUAUGUGAUGGAUGUUACUCUCUUGGAUGAAACUGGAAAGCCCUUCUGGUGUUUCAGUGCCCCAGUCUACAUGGAACUGUCUUCCAAUGCAUCCAGCCUUUAUGACUACAUGGGUCAUAUCUAUACCACAGACUAUGCAGAUUCAGAGGGUAAAGUCUGUGUUGAGUUGGUGUGGUUGGAAGAAACCAAGGAGUAUUUUAUAGUCAAUUUGGUGCUUUAUAUAAGCACCAAAAAGGUAAAUAACUGGUAUGGAACAAAUUACUGACUGAAUUGGGUCACUAAUUUCCUUGUUUUAAAGAAUCAAAAAUCAAAAAAACACACUAAACUUUUGAUGCUUAAAAUUGAUACCAAUGUGCAAGACUGUUCCUGCAAGUUUUGUGCCUUUUAGUUUUUCAGUAACAAGUGCAAUUGCAUAAUAGUUUUAAGUGGCAUUGAAGAGACAUGUUGAUAUAAAUGAAUGUUUUUCUGCUCUGAACAUCGCAUGGUUAGUCUGUUUCUGCUACCGGGUAUAUUGAAAUUAUUUUUAGGAAUAUUUUUCUUUAUCAAUACUUGUUACUAUGGUUAAUGAAUUACUUCUUGUGAGAGCCAUACUGUGAAGAUGCUUUACUUUAUGUAAGCUACACUGUUUUUGAGAACAUUGACUUUUAUGCCUAGUAGUAAAACAGCAUGUGUGCUGUUCCCUUCAGAUUUGUUAGUAUGCUAUUGGUAAAUAACAGGUUUUAACAGGUUUUGUUAAAUGUAAAAAUACUUUUUUCCAGAAAAUACUUCACUUAAAUGUAUUCUAGUAGAGAAUUUAAAAGGUAGACAGGAAGUCACAGAUCUGAACAAUAUGGCAGUUAAGGCAUUUGUUUAGAAAAUCCCAUAUAAUAUCUAUUAUGAAAUUUCUUUAAAUGCCUGUUUGUUCUGUUUUCCCAUGUUCUAACCUUUUGUCUGGUUUGAGUGUAAAUACUUGCCUCAUGUAUUGGUCUAUGAAUAAGUGUUCCAGUUAUCAGCACAGCUGAGGUGAUAUCUGCUCUUAAUGAUUGUAUGUAACAUUCAGUUGUUUUGGAAACAAUGCAUAUCUGUAUUCAUAUAAAAAUUGAAUGUAUGUGCCUUCAGGUCCCUUGAAGUAACUUUAGGACCAAAUCUUUUACUCCUUGUGUAAAAAAAAUAAAAUAACAUGAUAUUGGGACUCCAGUGUCAUAGCCUGUAACAAACGACAGCAAAUUUGUGUAGCUUCACAGUACUCUGUUAAGAAAAAAGCACAACUGUAUUGUUGACUUCUGUGACUUUAUUAUGGUAGUGACGUCCUUAAAAAUAAUUUCUCUCUUUAUUCAUUUAAGUACAUUAAUUGGUUCAUGCAAGCAAUGUUUAUGUGUAAGCACUUGUGCUCUAUACUACAGAGACAUUAGGAGAUCUAUACUACAGCGAUAGGGUCAUUUCUUAAUGUAACUUUCAAAGAAAAUAAAGUUAAGGCUGAUAUAGUUCUAGUUUGACUUGUAUAACCUUGCAUAAUGAA